AACCUGUGGAGGCGCCCUUUAACGUUUAUGGACGCUGUUAGCUCGGCGACUGCGCGGGAACUGAGUGUCACGCAGCUACGGGGGCCGAACGAGUUCAAAUCUCCACGGCGGAAACGAAGAGGCGCCGGCGAGCGAAUAACAAACCUCCCAGAUUAAGACGGGAGAAAAGCCAAAACCGCUGCAUAAGAGCGCCGCGUCGUUUUAAAACAACCCCGACCCCUUUAAACCGCAGUCCGACACCCGCCGAUAGGACGGGACAUAAUAGGCGAAAAAGGCUGAAAAGAAGGAGAAAAAGAAGGAAAAUCGGCGUGUUGACCGAAUCAGGAUGGAGUGGCAGCCGGAUGAACAGGGUCUCCAGCAGGUGCUCCUGCUGCUGAAGGAUUCUCAGUCUCCAGACACGGCCACGCAGAGAGCCGUGCAAGAGAAACUGGAGCAACUCAAUCAAUUCCCAGACUUCAACAAUUACCUCAUCUUUGUCCUCACAAGUCUCAAAUCUGAAGAUGAGCCUACUCGCUCUCUCAGUGGUUUGAUUUUGAAGAACAAUGUGAAAGCUCACUAUCAGAACUUUCCUCCUGCCGUGGCUGACUUUAUCAAACGGGAGUGUCUCAACAACAUCGGAGACCCGUCACCACUCAUCCGCGCCACUAUCGGCAUUCUGAUCACCACCAUAGCAUCUAAAGGAGAGUUGCAGACAUGGCCAGAGCUUCUGCCUCAACUCUGCAACCUGCUCAACUCUGAGGACUACAACACCUGCGAGGGUUCAUUCGGCGCUUUGCAGAAAAUCUGUGAGGACUCAUCUGAGCUGUUGGACAGUGAUGCUCUGAAUCGACCUCUAAACAUAAUGAUCCCAAAAUUUCUACAGUUCUUCAAACACUGCAGCCCCAAAAUCAGGUCACAUGCUAUAGCAUGUGUGAAUCAGUUCAUCAUAGGCAGAGCUCAGGCUCUGAUGGACAACAUUGACACUUUCAUAGAGUCUCUGUUUGCUCUGGCGGGUGAUGAAGACUCUGAGGUGAGGAAGAAUGUGUGCAGGGCGCUAGUGAUGCUGCUGGAGGUUCGCAUAGACCGCCUCAUCCCCCACAUGCACAGCAUCAUCCAGUAUAUGCUUCAGCGCACACAGGACCCUGAUGAGAACGUAGCUCUGGAGGCCUGCGAGUUCUGGCUCACUCUGGCUGAACAGCCCAUCUGCAAAGAGGCUCUAUCAGGACACCUAGUCCAACUCAUCCCCAUCCUGGUGAAUGGAAUGAAGUACUCUGAGAUUGACAUCAUUCUGCUGAAGGGUGAUGUCGAGGAGGACGACACUGUCCCAGACAGCGAGCAGGACAUAAAGCCCCGUUUCCAUAAGUCCCGCACAGUCACCCUGCAGCACGAGGGCGGAGAGGGGGAGGAGGGAGAGGACAUUGAUGAAGAUGAAGACGAUGAUGACGACACUCUGAGUGACUGGAAUCUGCGUAAGUGUUCUGCGGCGGCGCUGGAUGUCCUGGCUAAUGUGUUUCGGGAUGAGCUCCUGCCCCACCUGCUGCCUCUGCUGAAGGGGCUUCUGUUCCACCCAGACUGGGUUGUUAAAGAGUCCGGCAUACUGGUGUUGGGAGCUAUCGCUGAGGGCUGUAUGCAGGGGAUGGUUCCCUACCUGCCUGAACUGAUCCCUCACCUGAUCCAGUGUCUGUGUGAUAAGAAGGCUCUAGUUCGCUCCAUUGCCUGCUGGACUCUAAGCCGCUACGCCCAUUGGGUGGUUAGCCAGCCGCCAGACGCCCACCUCAAACCCCUCAUGACUGAACUGCUCAAACGCAUCCUCGACGGCAACAAGAGAGUGCAGGAGGCCGCCUGCAGUGCGUUUGCCACUCUGGAGGAGGAGGCCUGUACGGAGCUGGUCCCGUACCUCAGCUUUAUUUUAGACACUCUGGUGUUCGCCUUCGGAAAGUACCAGCACAAGAACCUGCUCAUCCUCUAUGACGCCAUCGGGACCCUUGCAGACUCUGUGGGACAUCAUCUCAACCAGCCGGAGUACAUUCAGAAGCUGAUGCCCCCUCUGAUUCAGAAAUGGAAUGAGCUGAAGGAUGAGGACAAAGACCUUUUCCCUUUGCUAGAGUGUUUGUCAUCUGUUGCAACGGCGCUGCAGAGCGGUUUCCUGCCCUACUGUGAACCUGUGUAUCAGCGCUGCGUCACCCUGGUGCAGAAAACACUCGCUCAGGCCAUGAUGUACAGCCAGCAGCCGGACCAAUAUGAGGCUCCUGAUAAGGACUUCAUGAUAGUAGCUCUGGAUCUACUAAGUGGAUUGGCAGAGGGCCUUGGUGGACAUGUUGACCAGCUGGUUGCCCGUAGCAAUAUCAUGACUUUACUCUUCCAGUGCAUGCAGGACACAAUGCCCGAGGUCAGACAGAGCUCUUUUGCGUUGCUGGGAGAUCUGACCAAAGCCUGUUUUCCUCACGUCAAACCCUGCAUCGCUGAGUUCAUGCCGAUUUUGGGGACGAACCUGAACCCUGAGUUCAUCUCUGUGUGUAAUAACGCUACGUGGGCCAUUGGAGAAAUCUGCAUGCAGAUGGGUGUGGAGAUGCAGCCAUAUGUGGCUCUAGUUGUUCCUCACCUGGUGGAGAUCAUCAACCGACCCAACACUCCAAAAACCCUGCUAGAGAACACUGCGAUCACGAUUGGUCGGCUGGGUUACGUGUGUCCGCAGGAAGUGGCUCCGAUGUUGCAGCAGUUUAUCCGGCCCUGGUGUACAUCAUUAAGGAACAUCCGAGACAAUGAGGAAAAAGACUCUGCGUUCAGAGGCAUCUGUGUGAUGAUUGGUGUGAAUCCUGGAGGAGUGGUACAGGAUUUCAUUUUCUUCUGUGAUGCGGUGGCCUCCUGGGUCAAUCCUAAAGACGAUCUGAGAGACAUGUUCUAUAAGAUCCUGCAUGGUUUUAAGGAUCAGGUAGGGGAGGAGAAUUGGCAGCAGUUCUCGGAGCAGUUCCCGCCCAUCCUGAAAGAACGCCUCUCUGCAUGCUAUGGCGUGUAGCCCCACCCUCCUCCACACACAGCACGAUCAUGCGCUGUCAGCUGAACCUUUAGGAGGGUUAACCUGGGGGGGGGAACUCAUCCAUCUGUGUAUUGCACUGCCCUGAUCGUGGGGGAGAGGGACGAGAUCGGCCGCUCCGCCUGACGGACAGACCCCACGCCCUGUGUGUGUCCA
Messenger RNA from Pygocentrus nattereri (red-bellied piranha), 3169 nucleotides. RefSeq names its product transportin-2 (gene tnpo2b). The record is from RefSeq and is a predicted model, not a curated record. The transcript has 25 exons. Gene Ontology annotation, biological process: protein import into nucleus. Gene Ontology annotation, cellular component: nucleus; cytoplasm. Bases 326 to 2995 code for a protein of 889 amino acids. Gene Ontology annotation, molecular function: nuclear import signal receptor activity; small GTPase binding. NCBI's taxonomy places the organism in Eukaryota, Metazoa, Chordata, Actinopteri, Characiformes, Serrasalmidae.